AUGAGCUUUACAGAGGAGCCGAUUCAGGGACGGAUUGUCUGGACGCCGCCGCCGGGCGAGGCGCGCCUGGACAAGUUCCGCGAGCGUGUGAACAAGGAGCACAGCCUCGAUCUGAAGACGUACGCCGAUCUGCACAAGUGGAGUGUCGAGCACCUCGGUCCCUUUUGGCAGGCGGUCUGGGACGAGAUCGGCGUCGUGUCCUCCGUGCAGGCGCCGGAAGUCGUGCCGAAGGACGCGCCCAUGUUUCCGCCUGCCGAGUGGUUCUUUGGUGCGCGCCUCAACUUUGCGGAAAAUAUCCUGCACCACGGCCGCGACGCGGACAUCGCGCUGAUCUCGUGCACAGAGCGCGCCGAGGACACGCGCAAAAUGACCUACAAGGAGCUGCGUGAGCACGUCGCGAGUGCGGUGCGCGCGCUGCGCAAGAUGGGUGUCACGGUCGGCGACACGGUCGCGAGCUACGCGAGCAACACGGCGGAAAACAUGAUUGCGUUCCUCGCUGCGAGCGCGGUCGGCGCGGUGUGGACGAGCGUCGCGCCGGACUUUGGCACUGCGGGUGUCCUGGAGCGCCUGCUUACCGUGCGGCCCAAGGUGCUCUUUAGCGUGAACGCGGUGCUGUACAACGGCAAGCUCCACGACCACACGGCCAAGCUCAACUCGACCAUUGCCGGCAUCCUCGCCGAGCAGGACCGCGAGGCAAAGGGCGAAGGCGAAGACGGCGAGGAGCCGCGCGCAAAGCGCGCGCGCCACGAGCUGCGCGCGGGCCUCGAGCAUGUGAUCGUCAUCCCCUACCCGGGCUCGCACCCCGAGGCCAACGACCGCCCGGACGGCGUGCAGGGCGAGGAGGACGGCCAUGGCCUGACGCGCCACCUCUGGGCCGACUUUCUCGCGAGCGGAGCGCCGGAGAAGGGCGAGGCGGCGUCGACGAUCGAGUACGAGCAGCUCGACUUUAACCAGCCGCUCUGGAUCCUCUUUUCCUCCGGCACAACCGGCAAGCCCAAGGCGAUUACGCACCGUGCGGGCGGAAUGCUCUUGCAGUUCGGCAAGGAGCACCUGCUGCUCGGCGGCCUGAGCCGCGACGACGUCUUUUUCCAGCACACCACGACCGGCUGGAUGAUGUGGAACUGGCUCGUGGGUUCGCUCUUGAGCGGGUGCCCCGCGGUGCUGUACGACGGCUCGCCGGCUUUCCCCACCGGCGUGCUCUGGGAGCGCGCGGCGGAGCUCGGCAUCACCGUCUUUGGCACCUCGGCCGCAUACCUCUCCAUGAUCGAGCGCCGCGGCUACGAGCCCAAGGAGCUGCACGACAAGCUCAAGGUCCGUGCAAUUCUCUCCACGGGCUCGCCCCUUCGUGCCGAGCUCUACCUCUACUGCGAAAAGCUCGUGGGGCACAAGGUGCAGGUCGGCAGCAUCACUGGCGGCACGGACCUCUGCUCGCUCUUUGCCUCGAACAACGUCACGCUCCCUGUGCGCGCAGGCGAGCUGCAGUGCAUUGCGCUCGGCAUGGACGUCGACGUGUUUGACUCGCAGGGCGAGCGCGUGCCGGACAUGGUCGAGGGCGACCUUGUGUGCAAGAAGCCGUUCCCUGUGCAGCCGCUCGGAUUCUGGCGCCAGCCGAACGAGCGCUACCGCGACAGCUAUUAUACCCAGUACCCAGGCGUCUGGUACCACGGCGACCUGGUCAUGCGCUCGCCGCACGGCGGCCUCGUCAUGCUCGGCCGCUCCGACGGUAUCCUGAACCCCAGCGGAAUCCGCUUUGGCAGCGCCGAGAUCUACGAGGUGCUCGAGAGCUCCGAGGCGAUCGCCGAGACCUCACCGCUCUCCAAGAUCAGCGACUCGCUCGUGGUCGCGCUCAAGACCCCGGCCAAGGACGACGAGGUCGUGGUCCUCUUCCUCGUCACGCCAGACGAGGCGGACUGGAAUGCGGUUGAACAAGAGGCGCGCCGCAUCAUUCGUGCUCAGCGCAGCGCGCGCCACGUCCCUACGUACAUUCGCCGCGUCAAGGGAUGCCCCAAGACGCUCAACGGGAAGCGCGUCGAGGUGCCUGUGAAAAAGCUGAUCAAUGGCGCACCCCUCAGCACCAUCAACCAAUCGACUCUCCUUAAUCCCGAGGUACUCGACGAGUACAUCGCGCUCGGCCAGGCCCUCCGCGCGGACCUCGCCGCAAAGGCGCCCGGCCCCGCCAAGUAG
Messenger RNA from Malassezia japonica, 2184 nucleotides. RefSeq names its product acetoacetate--CoA ligase. The record is from RefSeq and is a predicted model, not a curated record. Lineage: Eukaryota; Fungi; Basidiomycota; Malasseziomycetes; Malasseziales; Malasseziaceae. The transcript is spliced from 2 exons. Gene Ontology annotation, molecular function: acetoacetate-CoA ligase activity. Bases 1 to 2184 code for a protein of 727 amino acids.